AUGCGUAAUAAAGCUAAUAACUUUAAAACACAUGCUAAAGAACAAUUUUUCAAUAUUCUGGAGUUUUCGUUAGAAGAAUCAAACGUGAACAAUCCAAAACAGUACUGGAGAACUAACAGAACAGUUUUAUUUAAACAAAACAGAGAGAGGUUAGCUUUAGAGGAGGAGGAAAGACAAAGAAUAGAAAGGAAGAGAACAGAAAAAGAAGCAUUAGAAAGAGCAAAAUCUGCUGUUGAUAAGGAAAGAGAAAUACAAGAAAUAAUCAGAAGAUAUAGUCAGACAGACUAUGGAGAUACAUACCCUGUAGACCAUGAGAACAUACACUAUCAGACACAUCCACAAAGUAGAAGUCAGGAGCAAGGCUUCAUAGAGCAGGGUAGGAGAUAUGAAAGUAGGGUUCAAGUUGAAUCUGUAGACUUGAGGCUACCAAGCCAUAACACUACCAUAAGAGACAGGGAUAGAAGAAAUAGUGCUUUAGAACAGGAAAAGCAAAAGAUAGAUCUUGAAAUGAAAAGACUUAAAGAAAGAGAACAACAGUUGUUGAUUGAAGAAGAAAAGGGAGAUAUAAGUGACACUGAUAGUGUAUAUGAAGAUCAGUUAGGUUAUUUUGAAACAAGAGAUGUUACAGGUAGCCUAACUCAUGUAAAGGACAAGCAAAGACUUAGUCAUGCACAAAGUCAUACUGGAGAUAAAAUUGAUAGUAUACAAAGAGAUGGAGAAAAUGACUUUGAAUUUGAAAAAGAAUUAGAAUGGGUAGAAAAGAAAGCUGCAGAGUAUGAUAAUUCACUAGCUCUGUUAAGCAGUACCAGAAGAGAUGGGCAUGAAGAUCAUGCCUUGCAAGGUAAACAAAAUCGCCUACCAGGUAGCCAAGAUACAGACUUUAAUAAGAAACAAGGCGUUUCUGAAGCUCAUUUUGAGGCAGAUAGAGUUAGAUAUAAAACGGAAAGAAUGUAUAAUGACAAGUAUACAUAUGAUGAGGAUCUUGAUACUGGAAGGCAUUUGAAAGGAAACAACGUUUUUGUAGAGAAUACUAUUGAUAUAGUUAAAGCAGAUGAUGAGGAAGAAACUGAAAUAAAAAGAAGAAUACAAAAACUUCAAUCACAGGAGAAGACAGCGGAGUUGAAGCUCAAGAGUAAGCAAAUGUUAAAAGAGAUGAGACUCAAGGAAAUAGAAGUUGAAAGAUUACUGAGGGAAAAGCAAGAGAAAAGGCGUCUUAAAGAAAGGAGAUUAAACGAUCUAAAAGAACAAGAGAGAGCUAUAGAAAGGAGUCUGCUUGAAAAGGAAAAAGCUUUGAAAGUGAUUGAGAAAGAAAUGAGUAACGACUAUGAGUACACAGAUAUUCAGCCUACAAUCAAGAAAACUAUACAUAGAAAUCAGUGGCACAGCCCGAUACUUACGAUGAAGAUAAAAAUACUUCUAACAUUAGGUACAGAUGUGUCUACAAGAGAAAUUGUUGAUAAAUUAGAAACUAUAUACGGCAAUGUAAGAUCUGGAGAAUCAGUCUUAGGAGAGUUCUACCAAUCCAAACAAAGAAAAGAUGAAACCCUAGCAGAAUGGAGAAUUAGAUUAGAAAGUAUGCUACAGAUAGCACUUGAGAAAAAUCAAAUACACAAAAGUCAGAAGGAUGAAAUUCUUAGAUGUAGAUUUUGGCGAUACUUAUACAACGAUGAUCUCAAGAAUGCGACUAGACUUGGAUACGAAACAGCCAAAGAUUUCGAAGACCUUCAAAGAAAAAUCAGGAAAGAAGAGUCUGAAAUGAGUUUGACGAAAUAUACGAAAGUAACAGAUACUCCAAAACAAGUAAAUAGUCAGCAAGCAAGUUACAAAGAACAACUUACUAUACUGAAGGAAGGCAGAGGUAGAGCUCCUUUUAGAUCAAGAGGAUUUCGUUACCGAGGAAGAGGAUACAGAGAUGAAAGCAGAAGAUUUGAUACUGCACGAAACAGAGACUACGAUAGUCGUGGAUCAGAAAAGAGAAAACCAGAUCAACAAGAGAGAAAGCCUAUACAGAACAAUAACGAAAGAUACGACAAUGCGAAGGCUGACACAAAGAAGGAAGAAACAAGUGCUAAGGAGUCUUUAAACUAG
Mercenaria mercenaria is the source of this 2088-nucleotide messenger RNA. Its product is annotated as trichohyalin-like. The record is from RefSeq and is a predicted model, not a curated record. Bases 1 to 2088 code for a protein of 695 amino acids. The transcript is spliced from 4 exons. Lineage: Eukaryota; Metazoa; Mollusca; Bivalvia; Venerida; Veneridae.